UCGUCGUCUCCCGCACGCGCGCCCCUUCCGUUCCUGCCCCCGCAACGCACAACUUGGACUCGUGUUCCUCCGCCUCCAUGGCCUCCUUGCAGCACGCUCGCUCGCGUAUAUAUAGGCGCCCCCCAUCCCGCCCCGAGAUCAGUACCAUCACGGAUCGGGCCAGCAACACCUGAACCCUCAAAGCAACACGGCGCCGAGCUCUCCAUCUCCCUCCUCCUGAUCGCUACGCUAGCUAGCUAGCCCAGCGUCGUCUCCGCAUCCGCUUCAGCUCCCAUCCGCUCUCUGGGAACGACACCGUCUACUCUUGAGGGAGAAGCCAGCCGGGAGAUGACUCUGAGGCUGCUCAACACAGAGCGCAACCACCUCCUCUCCCCGAAGCCGCACAGCCCCCGCCGGGAUGGCUGCUCCUCGCCGCUGAGGCCGUCGCCCUCCCGCAAGACGAUGGCGCGCGGCGGCCUCGAGCGCUCCCUCAGCUUCAAGAACUGGGAGGCGCAGGUAGCGCCUCAGGAGCCGGAGCCGGCGGGUGCAGCCACCGGCAAAAGCAGCGGCGGCGGCAUCAACGGCGCGCGCCCGGGGACCCUGGCGCUGCAGCCGGAGCCGCAGUCGAGCCCCCGGCGGGCGUCCCCGGCGGCGCAGGCCAUGAUCGAGUUCAUCUCCCCGCGGCCCCGCGUGGAGCUCGACCAGGCCGCCACCAGGCUGCAGAAGAUCUACAAGGGCCACCGCACGCGCCGGAGCCUCGCCGACGGCGCCAUCAUCGCCGAGGAGCUCUGGUGGAAGACCUACGACUCGGUUUACCUCAACAUCAAGUCCAUCUCCUUCUUCGACGGGGAGAAGCAGGAGACCGCCGCGUCGCGCUGGUCCAGGGCCGGCAAGAGGAUCGCCAAGGUCGGCAAGGGGCUCUCCAAGGACGACAAGGCGCAGAAGCUCGCGCUCCAGCACUGGCUCGAGGCGAUUGACCCGCGCCACCGCUACGGCCACAACCUCCACCUCUACUACGACAUCUGGUCCGCCAGCUCCAGCUGCGAGCCCUUCUUCUACUGGCUGGACAUCGGCGCCGGGAGAGACAUGCAUCACCCGAAGUGCCCAAGAAGCAAGCUUUACUCGCAGCUUAUCAUGUACCUCGGGCCGAACGAGAGGGCGGCGUACGAAGUCAUCGUGGAGGAAGGGCGGCUGCUGUACAAGCAGAACGGAGAGUUGGUGAACACGAACGAGGAGUCCAAGUGGAUCUUCGUGCUGAGCACGAGCAGGUCGCUCUACGUCGGGCAGAAGAGGAAGGGCAAGUUCCAGCACUCGAGCUUCCUGUCCGGGGCCGCCACCACGGCCGCCGGGAGGCUGGUCGCCAAGGAGGGCGUCCUCAAGGCGAUCUGGCCCUACAGCGGUCACUACCUCCCGACGGAGGAGAACUUCAGGGAGUUCAUCGGCUUCCUAGAGGAGAACAGCGUCGACCUCGCCAACGUCAAGCGGUGCUCGGUCGACGACGACGAGUUCCCGUCGUUCAAGAAGGCACCGGAGCAGCCGGCGGAGGAAGCCGAAGCGCCCACCGCUGAAGCCGCCGCGCACGAUGAUGAGGCCGUGGAGAGCCAACCGGUCGAGCUGCCCGAGGUGGACAUCGUGAAGGAGGCGGUGGCCGAGACGGCCGCCGGCGACGAGGACGCCGCGGGGUCGAAGGUGAUGGCAAGCCGGCCGUCGUUCAAGUGGUCGACACCCACGGGUGCGCGCAUCGGCUGCCUCCGGGACUACCCGGCCGACGUCCAGAGCAUGGCUCUGGAGCAGGUGAACCUGUCGCCGCGGGUGGCGCCGUCCCCGGGCGCGGCCUGCAGGCUGCCGGUGCCGAUCCCGUCGCCACGCCCCAGCCCGCGGAUCAGGCUGUCGCCGCGGCUGCACUACAUGGGGCUCCCGACCCCGACCGGCGCCAGGCUCCCGGUGCCGAGCCCGGCCAGCAGGCGGUCGCCCAAGCAGGAGUUCACGGGGUUCCAGACGCCGGCCGUGGCGCUCACGCUGCCCAAGCACAAGGCCAAGUGAGGCAUGCAUACAUGCCUGACCUCGGAUCGCAGCCGCAGCGCCGGCCGUUUUCGAAGGCGUUGCGCGUUUGUUCGUCCAGCUGAUUAGAUGACGACGAGGGUUAACAAUUUUGUUGGUUGUUUGUUGUAAGAUGUUUUUUGAUCUUGUACAAUUCAUUCUUUCGUAUGUUUGUUCAUCUUUUUUCUUCUUCUUUGACCUGAGGUGCAGCACAAGCUGCACGCUGUACAAGUGUAAUCCACACGCUGCAAGGCCUGUAUAACCUGAACCUGCAGUUCUCAGAGGAGUGUAAACACUGCAGGCUCUUUUCUGAAUAAGAGCAUGUCUUAAGGUUUCUUUUAAAAUUC
Panicum hallii is the source of this 2366-nucleotide messenger RNA. Its product is annotated as IQ domain-containing protein IQM1-like. The transcript has 4 exons. NCBI's taxonomy places the organism in Eukaryota, Viridiplantae, Streptophyta, Magnoliopsida, Poales, Poaceae. Bases 328 to 2022 code for a protein of 564 amino acids. The record is from RefSeq and is a predicted model, not a curated record. Gene Ontology annotation, molecular function: protein binding.